This is a messenger RNA of Bipolaris sorokiniana ND90Pr, 1249 nucleotides long. RefSeq lists its product as uncharacterized. Gene Ontology annotation, molecular function: oxygen binding; heme binding. The coding region runs from base 261 to 1172 and encodes 303 amino acids. The record is from RefSeq and is a predicted model, not a curated record. The transcript has 2 exons. Lineage: Eukaryota; Fungi; Ascomycota; Dothideomycetes; Pleosporales; Pleosporaceae.
AGAGACUCUUACUUUGCACUUUUUGUUUCAUGCAAUAUAGAAGAGAGAGAGAGAGAGGACGUGUGGAUUCGACCAACAUUGUUUCUUUGGAUUGAAACUCGGAGCAAAUACGUACAAGUACACAAGCACGACUGCCUAUUAUACCGGGAUAGACUUUCUGGUUGCAACAACAACAACAACAAGUUGGGGGAGAAACCAUAAGAGAAGGGCAAAACAACAGAGUUUGACCUUUUCAGACAACGUACACACAUAUACAGGGAAUGGCGACACUACAGAGUCAUCGGCCGAUGCAGCAUGUGGAUCGGAGGGAGCUGUAUACCAGUCUCGAGGCACGGAUACAAUACCUGCACUCGUUUCUCGACUUUAGUUCACGCGACAUGGAAGCCCUGACGAGCGGGGCCAAGUACAUCAAAGCGCUCAUCCCCGCCGUAGUCAACAUUGUGUAUAAGAAGCUUCUGCAGUACGACAUCACAGCACGAGCGUUUGAAACGCGAUCGACAUCAUACCAGGGGCGAGUGGACGUCAGCAACCUCGACGAGAACUCGCCGCAGAUUCUGUACCGCAAAAUGUUCCUGCGGGGCUACCUAAACAAGCUGUGCAGCGACCCAUCGACCAUGGAGUUUUGGGAGUACCUGGACAAAGUAGGCAUGAUGCACGUGGGGCAAGGGCGGGCGCAUCCGCUGCACGUCGAAUACGUGCACAUUGGCGUGACGCUGUCGCUCGUUCAAGACAUCAUCACGGAAGCGGUGCUGUCGCACCCACGGCUGAAGAUGGAGCGCAAGAUUGCGCUUGUGAAAGCGCUGAGCAAGGUGAUUUGGAUCCAGAACGAUCUGUUUGCCAAGUGGUAUGUUCGCGACGGCGACGAGUUUGCAGAGGAGCGAUUGGUGCCCGAGGUUGAGCCUGAAGGCUAUCUGCACGGCAAACCUGUCUUGCGCGAGGGCAGCAGCGAGCGCGAGAGUGAGAUUGAAGAGGCCGACAUGGCGGCGGGUUCGUGUCCGUUUAAGAAUUUGGCAGGCAGACCGAGUCUGGGGAAGGAUCAUCAGGAUGCGCAGUAUGGGGAAAUCGUGAUAGAUACCGCAGAGGCGCCGAGGGCUGCAGCGUCGACGACAUCACCAGGCAUGAGGGGGUUUGUGCAGAGCGCCAUGGCACGGGCGGUGGGAAGUAGCGCUUGACGGGCGAGCGAGCGAAGGGGUGGGGUUGAUGUUCUUACUGUAGAUACUAUGCAAUUCUAAUCAUGUUAUUUUGUUGU